Hevea brasiliensis (rubber tree) is the source of this 1116-nucleotide messenger RNA. Its product is annotated as probable 2-oxoglutarate-dependent dioxygenase AOP1. The transcript has 3 exons. Lineage: Eukaryota; Viridiplantae; Streptophyta; Magnoliopsida; Malpighiales; Euphorbiaceae. The record is from RefSeq and is a predicted model, not a curated record. Gene Ontology annotation, molecular function: dioxygenase activity. Bases 145 to 1101 code for a protein of 318 amino acids.
AGCUCUGUGACAGAUGUGAAAGCUGGAAAACUCAGCUCCACUCGUAAACUUAAACGAGAUAUGCCACACUCACACACGUACCGUUAAAGUACAUUCUAAGCAUUUUCUUGCACUGUUACUCAUCCAAACAGAUCGAAAAACAACAUGGGCUCUGAAGGCUCUAUUAGUCUUCCAGUGAUUGAUUUCUCUUUCUCAGAAUUAAGGCCAGGUUCUCCCCCCUGGGACUUGGUGAAAUCCCAAGUCGGAAAAGCCGCUGCGGAGUAUGGUUGCUUCCAGGCUUUGUUCAACAAAAUUCCUCGAGACCUUCGAAACGCAAUGAAUGGAGCAAUGGAAGAGAUGUUGCAAUUGCCUUUAGAAAACAAAAGGCGCAAUGUUUCUGAAAAACCUUAUCAUGGUUAUCUUGGACCAACUUCAGCGAGGUCAUCAAUCUUCGAGAGCCUAGGCAUAGUUGAACCUAGUAUCUACGAUAUGGUCGAAAACUUCACCAAUGUCUUGUGGCCUGAAGGGAACAUAAAAAUCAGCAAAACUGUGCAUUUAUUCUCUGAACCAGUGCUGGAAUUAGGUCAAAUGGUAAGGAGGAUGAUUGUGGAGAGCUUGGGUGUUGAGAAAUACUUGGAUGAGCAUAUAAACUCAACAUACAAUCUUCUCAGGGUCGCCAAAUAUGAGGCACCCCAAACUACAGAGAAAAAGACAGGGCUCAUGGCUCACACAGACAAGAACAUAACAAGCAUACUGUACCAAAAUGAGGUGGAUGGGUUAGAGAUACAAACCAAAGAUGGAGAAUGGAUCCCUGUGAAGCUUUCACCAGAUUCAUUUUUAAUCAUAAUCGGAGAAUCUUUCAAUGCUUGGACAAAUGGUCGACUGUAUAGCCCAUACCAUCGCGUUAUGCUGAGUGGAAGCAAGACAAGGUACUCUGCUGCGUUCUUUUCAGUCCCAAAGGAAGGCUACAUAAUAAAAGCCUUGGAAGAGCUAGUGGACGAAGACCACCCCUUGCUGUAUAAGCCUUUUGAUUACAGUGACUAUCUUAAUCGCCGUUUUGCAGAUGAUGGGAAGAGCAAAUCCAUACCUGCUCUGAAGAAUUAUUUUGGUAAUGGUAUCUGAUAUAUUUGGCCGUGU